UCCCUUGUGUACAGAGGAGAGAUCGGGGGCGGGGCCUGGUCUGGACUCCUUACUGUCUGAGUGGAUCAUGGCGGGGGUCCUGGGAAUGACGAGAGGGUCGUGGAUCAAAGUAUUUCCACGGUUCUUCACGUGCACUGCCACGCGGCUUUUGAGUCAUGGAACAAAAGUGAUGUACCAAAGCGAUACUCCUCAGGCUGCCUUCUUUCCCCCUCUUCAGAAAGUGAUGUUGCCCCCAAGUGCCUUUGAAGGGAAAGUGGCCUUCAUCACAGGUGGAGGUACAGGCCUUGGCAAAGGAAUGACAGCUGCUCUUUCUCAUUUGGGAGCAGUGUGUGUGAUAGCAAGCCGAAAGCUUGAUGUAUUGAAACAAACUGCAGAAGAAAUUUCUUCUAAAACUGGAAACAAGGUUCAUGCUGUUCAGUGUGAUGUGAGAGAUCCAACUUCUGUUAGUAAUGCAGUUUCACAGCUAAUUAAAGAGGCUGGACAUCCCAGUAUUAUUAUCAACAAUGCAGCCGGAAACUUUAUUUCUCCUUCGGAACGCCUUUCUGCAAAUGCUUGGAAGACAAUCACUGAUAUUGUCCUUAACGGGACUGCUUAUGUAACCCUGGAAAUUGGAAAAGAACUGAUUAAAGCACAAAAAGGCAAGUACAAUUCACGCAAAAUUUAGCAUUUGUUGCAAGCUGGGGAACAAACACUAUCUGAGCCCGUUUGACUGCCUUGUAUGGGUCCUCAAAGCAAUUUUAAAUAGCAUAUUUCAUCAUUGUAAACACAAGCUAAAAGUGCUAUCUUCUCUGGAAAGUGCCUUUCCGGAGCCCUAGCAUUGAAAAUAGCUUUAGAGAGUAAUCAUGUUGGUCUUCAGCAGACGGGCUAGAUUGGAGUGCAGUAGCAUCUUAGAGACCAACAGGAUUUCCAGGGUAUGAGACUUUGAGAGUCGAAGGGAGCGUUGAUUCUUGAAAACUCCAACAAGAUUGUUGGUCUCUAUGGUGCUGAACUCAAAUCUAAAUGUUCUACCCAGAAAGAAAAAGAAACACUUCAAAGGAGCAGGGAAAGACUGUUCUUAGGUUGUGCAGUGGAUCACCCAUAAAGCAUCUAAGCACACCUGUUAUCAUUGCCUGGUCUCUAUGUCUCUGGAGCUCCCUAAGUAGAACACUGGCUGCAUAUCGUACAUUUGGGGAAUUUGGCAGCAAACCACUGAGAUUAAGUACCAGUUUGACCCUUGCGAGGUGAGACAUUUUUGCAAAGCCUCUGAAUUUUGGACUUCAGAGCCAGUUGUAUCAACUGACUUGGCAUGACAGAAGCCCUGUGUGUGGUUUUUACCACAUUAGAGAUAGUUGAUUAAACACUAAGUCACAGCUGAUAUCACUGUGAGAAAUGGAUUUCACUUAUUUAUUUUUAUAUAUUUCUACCCCACCAAUUUCCCAAGGCAACUUACAUGUAAACAUGUAGUAAAACAAUAAUAUAAAAGCAAUAUAAAAGUUAUAAGCAUUAAUAUGAAUUAUCAACAAGAUGGCAUAAAGCCUACAUAAAACAUUAAAAAAGCAGACAUGCAUGCUGCACCC
Sphaerodactylus townsendi is the source of this 1556-nucleotide messenger RNA. RefSeq names its product 2,4-dienoyl-CoA reductase 1 (gene DECR1). Lineage: Eukaryota; Metazoa; Chordata; Lepidosauria; Squamata; Sphaerodactylidae. Gene Ontology annotation, biological process: fatty acid beta-oxidation. The transcript is spliced from 5 exons. Gene Ontology annotation, cellular component: mitochondrion. The record is from RefSeq and is a predicted model, not a curated record. Bases 68 to 664 code for a protein of 198 amino acids. Gene Ontology annotation, molecular function: 2,4-dienoyl-CoA reductase (NADPH) activity.